This is a messenger RNA of Rangifer tarandus platyrhynchus (Svalbard reindeer), 1335 nucleotides long. Lineage: Eukaryota; Metazoa; Chordata; Mammalia; Artiodactyla; Cervidae. The record is from the annotation of a GenBank genome assembly.
AUGGCGUCCACCCCGACCAACCUGCAGAAAGCCAUAGAUCUUGCCAGCAAAGCGGCCCAGGAAGAUAAAGCCGGGAACUACGAGGAAGCCCUUCAGCUUUACCAGCAUGCUGUACAGUAUUUUCUCCACGUGGUUAAAUAUGAAGCACAAGGUGAUAAAGCCAAGCAAAGUAUCAGGGCGAAGUGUACAGAGUAUCUUGACAGAGCCGAGAAGCUGAAGGAGUACCUGAAGAAGAGAGAGACGAAGCCCCAGAAGCCAGUGAAGGAGGGGCAGCCGGCCCCCGCCGAAGAGAAGGGGAAUGACAGUGAUGGGGAAGGAGAAUCUGAUGAUCCCGAAAAAAAGAAACUGCAGAAUCAGCUUCAAGGUGCCAUUGUUAUGGAGCGACCCAAUGUGAAGUGGAGCGAUGUUGCUGGUCUGGAAGGAGCUAAAGAAGCUCUGAAAGAGGCCGUGAUAUUGCCUAUCAAAUUUCCUCAUCUCUUUAUAGGCAAGAGAACGCCUUGGAGGGGAAUCCUGUUAUUUGGGCCACCUGGAACAGGAAAAUCCUAUUUAGCCAAAGCUGUAGCCACAGAAGCAAACAACUCAACAUUUUUCUCAAUAUCUUCCUCUGACCUUGUUUCUAAGUGGCUGGGUGAAAGUGAAAAGCUAGUUAAAAACUUAUUCCAACUUGCCAGAGAGAAUAAACCUUCGAUUAUCUUCAUUGAUGAAAUCGAUUCUCUGUGUGGUUCAAGAAGUGAAAAUGAAAGUGAAGCUGCAAGAAGAAUUAAGACAGAAUUCCUAGUUCAGAUGCAAGGGGUUGGCGUGGACAAUGAUGGAAUUUUGGUUCUGGGAGCUACAAAUAUACCCUGGGUUCUGGAUUCUGCCAUUAGGCGAAGGUUUGAGAAACGAAUUUACAUUCCUUUGCCUGAGGCCCAUGCCCGAGCAGCAAUGUUUAAACUGCACUUGGGGGCCACUCAGAACAGUCUGACAGAAGCAGACUUCCGGGACCUUGGAAAGAAAACUGAGGGUUAUUCAGGGGCAGACAUAAGUAUCAUUGUACGGGACGCACUUAUGCAGCCAGUUAGGAAAGUACAGUCAGCUACUCAUUUUAAAAAGGUUCGAGGACCUUCACGAGCUGAUCCUAACAACAUAGUAGAUGACCUGCUAACGCCCUGCUCUCCAGGCGACCCUGGUGCCAUUGAGAUGACGUGGAUGGAUGUCCCUGGGGAUAAACUUUUGGAGCCAGUUGUUUGCAUGUCGGACAUGUUACGGUCGCUGUCCAGCACUAAGCCCACAAUCAACGAACACGACCUGUUGAAACUAAAGAAGUUUACAGAAGACUUUGGCCAAGAAGGCUAG